AUGACACAAGGGCAGGCCAAGGUGUUUGCAUUGCUGCAGGCCCCAGACCCCUUGCCAAAGGAGGCAGAGAUCUUCAUCGUUCUAGAAGGUUCUACGCUUGCCCAUGUGAUCAGAGCCCAGAACGAUGUCAUGCUCUGCUUCAUCGUGCCUGGUCAUAACCUGGCUGAGACUGUCUCAGUCUGUGCUUACAUCUACUCAGAGACUACACCUUUUACCUGUGUGGGAGGGUCCAGGCUCAAGUACGUCCAGGACGACGCCCAGAUUGAUUUGAUAUUGUUGUCCCAACCCUACCCACAGGAUCUGGCUGAGCACCUAAUAACCCACGGUCACCGCCUGAGCUCCAGCGACCACAGGGAGCUGAGCAGCCGCUUCUGCCUGAGCGAGGAGAGCUCUCGCUGGGCAAUGGACCGCCGUGUGGCCCUGGCCAUGGCCAACUUGGAUAUCCCCCACAGCUGGAAUGUACUGGCUAGUCCAUCUGGAGAGGAGUUGCGUCCCAGAGAAUCCCCUCUUCACUUGGCUGUGCGCUGGGGUCUGUGUUGUCUGGCUGAGCUGCUGCUGUGCCAGCCGGGAGGACUGAUGGCAGUGACUCUGCCCAACGAGGAGGGGGUCACCCCACUGCAGCUAGCACACAACAGAGGGCACACACAGCUUCUGGAGCUACUCACACAGUAAGAUGUUU
Molecule: messenger RNA, 679 nt
Organism: Oncorhynchus kisutch (coho salmon)
Lineage: Eukaryota; Metazoa; Chordata; Actinopteri; Salmoniformes; Salmonidae
Product: rho guanine nucleotide exchange factor 28-like
Exons: 5
Coding region: 1-672 (223 amino acids)
Biological process (GO): regulation of Rho protein signal transduction
Molecular function (GO): protein binding
Source: RefSeq, a predicted model, not a curated record